AUGGAUCACAAUCAGUUCCGUGAUGCGGCUCACUCAGCCAUUGACGACAUCGUCAAGUACUUCGAAUCAGUCCCCGAGCGCAGGGUUCUCCCAGCCGUCGACCCCGGAUAUCUUCGCCCUCUUAUCCCCGAGAACCCCCCAGAGGAGCCAGAAGCCUGGGCUCAAAUCCAGGAAGAUGUCGACACAAAGAUAAAACCUGGCUUGACCCAUUGGCAAUCCCCCAACUUCAUGGCAUACUAUCCAGCCAGCGUCACCUACCCCAGCAUCCUAGGCGAGAUGUACUCAGCUACCUUUACCGCACCAGCCUUCAAUUGGCUUUGCUCCCCAGCAUGCACAGAAAUGGAAACGAUUGUUAUGGACUGGGUGGCCAAGGCUCUAGCAUUGCCAGAAUGCUUCCUGAGCACAUCCGAGACACAUGGUGGUGGUGUAAUCCAGAACAGUGCCAGUGAUGCCAUCGCCACUAUCAUCGUCGCUGCACGAGAGAGACGUGUGCGGGAGGUUCUACUGGCCGAUGGAUUGAAAGAAGGUACACCUGAGUAUGAAGAUCGGAAAUUCGAUGUCCAAGGCAAGCUCGUUGCCAUUGCCAGUGAUCAGACACACAGCAGUGGAGCUAAGGGGGCUUUGAUUGCGGGCACUCGCUUCCGCAGCGUCACUGCCAGGCUGGAAGAUAAUAUGGAGAUGACUGGACCGCGUCUACGGGAAGUCCUUGAGAAGUGUGAUAAGGAUGGUCUUACUCCCUAUCACCUCACCAUGACAUUUGGUACUACAAACUCAUGCAGUGUGGAUCGCUUUGCGGAGAUCAAGGCUGUUCUACAGGAGAAGCCUCAUUGGCAGCGUAUUUGGGUUCACGUCGAUGCCGCUUAUGCUGGUGCUUCGCUGGUUGCAGAUGAGUGGCAGUACAUUACCAAGGACUUUGCGGAGGGUGUUGACAGCUUCAACAUGAACAUGCAUAAGUGGCUGCUGGUGAACUUUGAUGCCAGUGUUCUCUACGUUCGGAACCGCUUGGACCUUACCAAUGCGCUCGAUAUCACGCCCACAUACCUACGUAACCCCUACUCGGAUAUGGGUACAGUCAUUGAUUACCGCAACUGGUCAAUUUCCCUUGGUCGCAGAUUCCGCGCAUUGAAGGUCUGGUUCGUGAUGCGAAGCUACGGUCUGAACGGCAUGAAGGCGCACAUCCGCAAGACUAUCGGCUUUGGUGACAUCUUUGCCGACUUGGUGCGCAGUCGCUCGGAUCUGUUUGAAAUUGUAACAAAGCCUGGCUUCGCUUUGACUGUGUUCCGUCUCAGGAAUCCUCAAUCAUCCUCCGACGGAGCUAAUGGCUCAUCUGAGCGCGCUGUUAGGGAUGAAGGUGCUGAUGCCCUGACUAAGAAGGUAUAUGAGUUGAUCAACUCCCGCGGAGAGAUCUUUAUCACAUCUACUGUCAUUGACGGUGUUUAUGUGAUCCGGGUUGUGAGUGCUAAUCCUCUAGCUGAGGAAAAGAAUGUUCGCAAUGCCUUUGAUAUUGUACUUCGCACCACGGAAGAGGUGCUGCAGGAGAAAUAA
Molecule: messenger RNA, 1545 nt
Organism: Penicillium nucicola
Lineage: Eukaryota; Fungi; Ascomycota; Eurotiomycetes; Eurotiales; Aspergillaceae
Product: putative aromatic-L-amino-acid decarboxylase
Exons: 3
Coding region: 1-1545 (514 amino acids)
Biological process (GO): amino acid metabolic process
Molecular function (GO): carboxy-lyase activity; pyridoxal phosphate binding
Source: RefSeq, a predicted model, not a curated record